AUGAGGCAAUUCAAUCUCCUCCUCAUAACAACCGCCGCCGCCCUCCUCCUCCUCCUCCUCCCCGCCAUCACCCCGGACAUUACUUCCGACCGCGCCGCCCUCUUAGCCCUCCGCUCCUCCGUGGGCGGUCGUGUCCUUCUUUGGAACCUGUCCAGCGCCACCCCAUGUACUUGGCCUGGCGUCAUAUGCUCGCCUGACAACUCUUCAGUCACUGAGCUUCACUUUCCAGGAAUGGGCCUUUCCGGCAUGCUCCCGCCCAAUACUAUCUCGAAUAUGACUAAUCUCACGACGCUCAGUCUCCGGUAUAAUGCACUUUCCGGCCCACUUCCAGCGGACCUUUUCACUUCGCGUUCGCUUCUUCGAAAUCUUUAUCUCCAGCACAAUUUUUUCAGUGGGCAAAUCCCGGAUUCUUUGUUUACUAUUACAUCCCUUGUCCGAGUAAAUCUAGCGGAAAAUAUUUUUUCUGGCCCGAUUUCACCUGCCUUCAACAAGUUGAUCCGUUUAGGCACGCUAUACUUGCAAGAAAAUCAUUUCUCCGGGUCCAUUCCUGACCUGAAUUUACCCAGUUUAGUUCAAUUCAAUGUCUCGAAUAAUAACCUCACUGGCGAGAUUCCUAAAGGGUUUUCCGGGAAGUCCAAGAGUUCAUUUCUUGGUAAUGCACUCUGUGGUAGUCCACUUGACAAUUCUUGUGGUAGUGAAAAGCAUAAGAAGAAACUCUCAGGUGGCGCGAUUGCUGGCAUAGUAAUUGGUGCAGUGCUCGGUCUUUUCUUGAUUUUAUUGCUUAUUUUUUGCUUGUGUAGGAAAUUGGGUAGGAAGGGAGCUGGAUCGAAGGAUGUGACAGGGGUUGAGGGGUACAGGGUCGGGGUUCAUCGUGAGAAAACGGUGGAGGGUGAGGGCACGGAUGCGCCUGCCAGUAAUUUCGCGGCUGCAGUGGGGGCGAAGGAGAAGGACAGAGGAGAAGCUAAUGUGGUUGGUGGUGGGAAAAAGGGGUUGGUGUUUGUGGGGAGAAAGGAUUUGAUGUUUGAUUUGGAUGAUCUAUUGAAGGCUUCGGCCGAGGUGUUGGGUAAGGGGACGUUUGGAACUGCUUACAAGGCAGUGUUGGAAACGGGCUUGGCUGUGGUGGUGAAGAGACUGAGGGAUGUGAAUUUGGGGGAGAAGGAGUUUGGGCAGAAGAUGGAGGAGGUUGGGAGAAUUAAUCAUGAGAAUUUGGUUCCUUUGAUAGCUUAUCACUAUCACAGUGAUGAGAAGCUUCUUGUCUAUGAUUACUUGCCAAUGGGGAGCUUGUCUGCACUUUUACAUGGAAAUAAAGGAGCUAGUAGGACGCCCUUAAAUUGGGAGUCGAGGGCUUCGAUUGCCCUGGGUGCUGCCCGUGGAAUUUCAUACCUUCAUUCACAAGGCUCAACAAUUUCCCAUGGCAGCAUUAAAUCGUCGAACAUUCUCCUUACCAAAUCUUACGAAGCCCGUGUUUCUGACUUUGGGCUUGCUCAGCUAGCUGCCCCAACAGCCACUCCAAACCGUGUUGCUGGUUACCGAGCACCAGAGGUAACAGAUCCUCGCAAAGUGUCCCAGAAAGCGGAUGUAUACAGUUUUGGAGUAUUGCUACUGGAAUUGCUGACAGGUAAGGCUCCCACACAUACAUUAAUGAACGAGGAGGGGGUCGAUCUCCCAAGAUGGGUUCAGUCUGUGGUCCGAGAAGAGUGGUCUGCCGAAGUGUUUGACCUCGAACUCCUUCGAUAUGACAAUGUCGAGGAAGAUAUGGUUCAGCUUUUACAACUUGCAGUUGACUGCACGGCUCAGUACCCUGAUAAACGCCCUACGAUGGCCGAGGUAACUCACAAAAUGGAAGAGCUCUGUCGAUCGAGCUUACGGUAUUCGAGUGGUGACAUUGUCGAUGCCGCUGAUUCGGGUGCAACACCACCCUAG
This is a messenger RNA of Fraxinus pennsylvanica, 1923 nucleotides long. Lineage: Eukaryota; Viridiplantae; Streptophyta; Magnoliopsida; Lamiales; Oleaceae. The record is from the annotation of a GenBank genome assembly.